Arachis ipaensis is the source of this 552-nucleotide messenger RNA. NCBI's taxonomy places the organism in Eukaryota, Viridiplantae, Streptophyta, Magnoliopsida, Fabales, Fabaceae. The record is from RefSeq and is a predicted model, not a curated record.
AUGGGGGACGAUCCGGAAAGGCUAUAUCGUUUGGAUAGAGUUGCUCAUAUAGCCGGGGUCAUCAACGACGAGCCCCAGCGAUGCAUCUCGAGCAUGCGGCGGCAGCAGGGCAUGCGACUCGAUGAGAGAUGGCUACCCUACGUGGCUAGGCUUGAGGACAUGGGUGGCUAUAGCGGGGGGUUGGCAGCACUAGCAUCAUCACUGUCAUCAGCAAUCAUAUCUGGCUCCACAUCAUCGUCCUCCGGAUCAUCCAACAAUCCAUCUCCAACCCCAGCCGGUGCAGCACACUAUAAAGAGGUCGGCACAAAAUUCCAUAUUCCGACCUCGUCGCCUACACUGCCGUUGAGAUCAACAGCGAACGAAGGGGAGGUGACAGGCUGGACGGGUGGCUCGUACACAGGGACGGACGAAGAUGCACCGGCAGGUCUAGAGCUAGAACUGGCUACCGUACCUAAAGUUGGGGCGGUUAGAACCCCCGAGCUGGAUACCACAUCAACCAACUUUGCCAACAGCUCUGGUGUCCUCACUUCGAAAAACUGCCGGCGACAAUAA